CGGCGCCGGAGGCAGCGCUGCCCCGCGGCGGCGGCGGCGGCGGGGCUUAAAGCGCUCGGGGCCGGGGCCGCGCUCACCUGGGGCCGCUCCCGCGCUCCGCCGGCCGCCGCAGCGGCUGCGGGGCAGCGCCCAGGUGACCAUGCGGGGCGGGCGGGCGCGGCCGCCGCACGCUCCGGGCAGCAGGUAGCGCUCGCCAGGUGCGCGGCGGAACAUGGACUGUCUGCUGCUGGCCGUCUGGACUCUACCUGCUGCGAUUCUCGGCGGCAGCUCCAUGCAAUUCCAGACUCUCCCGUGGCUCGGAAGCACUGUAAAGGCAGACCCUUCAGCUGUGUUGCCUCUGUUGCAUGUCUCAUGCGGCAGCUUUAACCAGUGACAGCAUCAGUGAAUUGACUCAUGAUUAUGUGUUUGUGACACCUGUCAGAGUGGAUGCCAGCGGAUCGUACAUUUCACAUGACGUUUUGCACAGUACUAGGAGAAAGAGAUCAACUCAGAGUUCAAAGAGUUCCUUGCACUACAAAUUUUCAGCAUUUGGACAGGAACUUCACUUAGAGCUUAAACCUUCGACCAUUUUAAGCAACAGUUUUAUUGUCCAGGUACUCGGGAAAGAUGGAAUGUCAAAUUCUCAGGACCAUGAAAUUGAGCAGUGUUUCUACCAGGGAUUUAUAAGGAAUGAUAGCACCUCUACAGUAGCAAUAUCUACAUGUGUAGGCUUGUCAGGUUUGAUAAGGACGCGGCAGAUGGAGUUCCUGAUCUCUCCGUUACCUCAGCAGCUGGCACGGGAGCACAACUACACGUGCCCCGCCGGCCACCACCCGCACGUGCUGUACAAGAGGACUGCCGAGGGGAAGGUGCACCGCUCCCCAGCCCAGCCCCAUCCCAAAUCCUCCCCUUCUGGCCGGCGCAGAGCGCGCGCUUCCCACGCGCAUCCCGCGCGAGCCAGCGGCUACCGCCACGGAAGGUUUCAAAAGCAGCAUUUUUGUGGACGUCGCAAGAAAUAUGCACCCAAGCCACCCACAGAAGAGACCUACAUUCGCUCAGAUGAGUACGGGACUUCUGCGAGGUUCAAAAGAUCAUCUGCUAAAAUUCAGAAAAAUGGAAGUCUAAAUGUUGAAACCCUUGUUGUGGCGGAUAAAAAAAUGUUGGAGAAACAUGGCAAGGAAAAUGUAACAACAUAUAUCUUAACAGUCAUGAACAUGGUCUCUAGUCUGUUUAAGGAUGGAACAAUUGGAAGUGAUAUAAACAUUAUUGUUGUGAGCCUGCUUCUUUUGGAACAGGAGCCUGGCGGGUUGUUGAUCAACCACCACGCUGACCAGUCCCUGAACAGCUUCUGCCAGUGGCAGUCUGCCCUGGUUGGGAAGAACGGGAAGCGCCACGACCACGCCAUCCUUCUGACGGGCUUUGACAUCUGCUCAUGGAAGAACGAGCCCUGUGACACUUUAGGAUUUGCACCCAUCAGUGGCAUGUGCAGCAAAUACCGCAGUUGCACCAUUAACGAAGAUACAGGCCUUGGACUGGCUUUUACAAUUGCUCAUGAAUCUGGACACAACUUUGGGAUGAUUCACGAUGGAGAAGGAAAUGCUUGUAGAAAAGCUGAGGGAAAUAUUAUGUCUCCCACACUCACUGGAAACAAUGGAGUGUUUUCUUGGUCUGUGUGCAGCAGGCAGUAUCUCAACAAAUUUCUCAGUACAGCUCAAGCUGCCUGCCUGAUUGAUGAACCUAAGCAAACAGGACAGUAUAAAUACCCUGACAAACUGCCAGGGCAGAUCUAUGAUGCUGAUACCCAGUGCAAAUGGCAAUUUGGAAUGAAAGCAAAACUGUGCAACCUCAGCUUUGUAAAGGAUAUCUGCAAAUCCCUUUGGUGUCACAAAGUGGGUCACAGGUGUGAGACAAAGUUCAUGCCUGCAGCAGAAGGAACAGCUUGUGGUAUAAGUAUGUGGUGUCGCAGAGGGCAGUGUGUGCGGUACGGUGACCACGGGCCCAAGCCUGUCCAUGGCCAGUGGUCCGCCUGGUCCCAGUGGUCCGAGUGCACUCGCACCUGCGGAGGGGGGGUCACCUAUCAAGAAAGACACUGCAAUAAUCCAAAGCCUCAGUACGGUGGGAAGUUCUGCCAAGGUUCCAGCCGUGUGUACCAGCUCUGCAAUAAGCAGCCUUGCCCAGCAGGCAGCCUGGACUUCCGAGCCCUGCAGUGUGCAGAGUACAACAGCAAACCCUUCCGGGGCUGGUUCUACAAGUGGAAGCCCUACACCAAAGUGGAAGAGCAAGACAGAUGUAAAUUGUAUUGCACAGCUGAAGACUUUGACUUUUUCUUUGCAAUGUCCAGCAAAGUAAAGGAUGGAACUCUGUGUUCUCCAAAUAACUACGAUGUUUGUAUUGAUGGAAUAUGUGAACAAGUAGGGUGUGAUCAUGGACUUGGUUCCAAAGCUGUGUUGGAUGCUUGUGGAGUUUGUAAAGGAGAUAAUUCAACGUGCAAGUUCUUUAAAGGCCAAUACUUGACCCAGCACAAAGCUAAUGACUACUACGCGGUGGUGACGGUGCCAGCGGGCGCGCGCAGCAUCCAGCUGCAGGAGCUGCACAUCUCCCCCAGCUACCUGGCCGUGCGCAGCCUGGCCAGCAGGUACUACCUGACAGGAGACUGGACAAUCGACUGGCCAGGGAAGUUCCCCUUUGCCGGGACAGUUUUUGAUUAUCAACGCUCCCUUAACCACCCCGAGAGUCUCUAUGCGGCAGGACCCACUAAUGAGACGCUGGUCUUUGAAAUCCUGUUACAAGGCAAAAACCCUGGGAUUUCUUGGGAAUAUACAUUUGCCAAAAGCAGCAUUGAAAACAAGACAUCUGUCAGAAAGCACAGCUACUCCUGGGUGACGGUGCAGUCUGAGUGCUCAGCGACCUGUGGUGGUGGACACAUUACAGCAAAAGCAAUUUGUUUGGAAGAUCAUCGUGCACGAGUCAACACCUCCUUUUGUGGCCCAAGGACGAAGCCUUUGACUGAAACAAAACUGUGCAACACAAAUCCCUGCCCAGCCUACUGGUCAGCAGGGGAAUGGAGCACAUGCAGCAAGUCUUGUGGAGGGGGACAGCAAAGUCGUCUCAUUCAGUGUAUCCAGAAAAGGGCUUUCCAAAGAGAGGAGGUGGUGGCUCAUUCCCUGUGUCCUGUCAGCACCCCAGCACAGGUGCAAGUGUGCAGUGGUCAGGACUGCCCACCCGAAUGGAGCCCUGGCCCAUGGUCUCAGUGCUCCAAGACUUGUGGGAGAGGCAUUAAGAAACGGGAUGUCUACUGCAAGAGUCCUGGUUCUCCCAAGGUGAAAAUCUUGCCUGAAAGCAUGUGCAGCACAGACCCUAAGCCUGAGUCCCAGCAGACCUGUGUGCUUGGACGCUGUCCCAAAAAUGACCGGCUCCAGUGGGUGAUUUCUUCCUGGAGUGAGUGCUCAGCCUCCUGCGGGCCCGGCCUGCGACAGCGAGAACUCAAAUGUGGUGAGAAGAGCAUCCAGGGGAAACUGGUCACCUUCCCCCAGAGGAGAUGCAGGAACAUCAAGAAACCAAACACCAGCCUGGAGGAAGCUUGUAACAAGGGAGCCUGUCCAUCACAGACGUUGUAUAACAUGGUGUCUGGCUGGUAUUCCUCGCCCUGGCAGCAGUGCACGGUGACCUGCGGCGGCGGAGUGCAGACCCGGAGCGUGCAGUGCCUGCGCCAGGGCAGGCCAGCUGCUGGCUGCCUGCCCCAGCAGAAACCAGCUGUGCUGAGAGCCUGCAACACCAACUUCUGCCCAGUCCCCGUGAAAAGAGAUGAUCCUUCUUGUGUGGAUUUCUUCACUUGGUGUCAUCUGGUGCCCCAGCAUGGUGUCUGUAACCACAAAUUUUAUGGCAAGCAAUGUUGUAAAUCAUGUACGAAGAAGAACUGAUAGCAGCAUGUUAUCUGAACCCUUCAGUGACAGGAUUCUCUUCUUCAAUUUAUGUUGGAAUUAUCUCUGCUUUGAGGCAAGACAUGGUGCCACAUAAACCACUGAUGGGAGAGACAUUUUUUCUAAGGGAAUGUCUGAGGUACAGUAAUUGUUGGAUUUAUGUUGAAAAAGGAAUGUUUCUUUCUUAUUUUUUCUUAAUUUGCUGACCUCACUAAAGCACAGGGUACUAUGGAUCACUUGAACACUGAGACUCAAGGGGAAGUUCUUCUUUCUUUAAAAGUGUCAUUUUGCACUGUCACAUGUUACGAGGAAAAAAUUAAGGCAAGGGAGCCUUUUCUGGCUGAUCUACCAGAAUGCAAAGCAGGAGAGCUUGGCAGCUGGAGGAGGAAGCAGCGUGGCAGCAGGACAGAUCACACCAUCAGAAGCGUGUCCUUUGCUAUUUUUUGUGACUGCUGUCCCAGGGUGAGGAAGCUGUUUGCUGCCCCAGAGGGACAUCCGUGGCUGAGGGCUGGAGAAGGCAGUGUCACACGUGUGGCCACCAGAAGUAAAUAGUGCACUACAAAGAUAUUAUGGUGCUUCUCUACCAGACUUGCUGCUGGAAAAGCAAGCUGUGCAUCAUGCUAAUGUUUUUAUAAUUUUUGAAGUAUUCAUUUUCUGCUUUGUGUAGAAACUCAGAGGUGGUUAACUAGUAACUUGAAAUGUAUUCCUAGAAAUAUGCAGCAGUAGAAUAUUUGGACUUUUAAUAUUGCUGUGUUACAAGUAAAAUAUAAUUGCAUAUUUCAACUAACUCAAGGAACUCAGAUUGAUUGAGCUCAAUGGUUAUGUUUUCAACUUUCUAAGCUCAUUAGAUAUGUAAUUUUAAAAUUUAAACUUGAUAUUUUUAAGUAGCUAGAUUGUUUGAAUGCCAAGAUACUGAAGAAUGUCUUCCUUCUAAUCUCAAAUCUCUCUGCAAAUUUUGAUUCAUCCAUUACCCAAAGCAAAUAACAAGAAUAUUACAGUCCAUUAAUUCAUGCUGAACUUCUCUAAAUAGUUAUUUAUUCACAUUACACAAAAAAAAAAGGCAUGAAAAGAUAAGUGGGUUAUUCACUCUUACCAAAUAGAAGUCAAUUGUAUUUUUAUACACCCUUCUAAUACUUGUAUUUAGUUCAGAAUCUACCAGCAAACUAAAGAAUUGUAAAAAUUCUGAUAUUUGUGGCCACUCAGUAUCGAGAUGUUUGAUGGCACCAUGUAUCAAAUGGUGCCAUUCAGAAGAUUUCUGCAUUGAAAAAACCCAACCUAUUUGCCAAACCCAUUCCGAGACAGAGCUGUGUCCUACUGUAAUUUUCUGGGGAGUGCCUACGAGGGACAUAUUUAUCUAAUUCCACCCAAUCCCACAACUUUUUUUGAUGAAUGUAGUUCAGUUUGAGUGUUUUUUUAAAGUAUGGUUUCAGUGUAGGAUUAGCCAGCUCAGCACUAAUGCCAGACAGUGGUCACUUAAAAUUAGCAGUUCCUUCUGAAACAAUUUAAAUUAAAAACAUGUAUUCUGUGUUACUUUAGGAAAUGAUUGGAAACAUAUCUCAACCUACACUGCUCUGUCUUGAUAUUGGACAUUGUGUAAUUAUAACCUUUUUUCUAGGAAAACUAAAAGGUUGUUUUUGUUUUGUUUUUAUAAUUGUGUCCUUUUUAUUAUUUGAUGUAAAAUAAUUAAUUUAUUAAUGCAUAGCUUUUCCUUUAUAUUUCUUUGCUCACUUCCCUAAGUGAGGACUGAGGAAAGAAAAAUGGUAGUGUCACAAAGUAUGAAUUAUGGUGUAAAAAAAGCAAAAACUAUAAGUGUAAUAUUUAAUUAUUUUAUAAGCUUUGUAAUAAAAUACUCUAACUGUUUCAUUAUAUUUGGAAUUGUAAAAUUCAUGAAUAAAAUA
Molecule: messenger RNA, 5797 nt
Organism: Passer domesticus (house sparrow)
Lineage: Eukaryota; Metazoa; Chordata; Aves; Passeriformes; Passeridae
Gene: ADAMTS18
Product: ADAM metallopeptidase with thrombospondin type 1 motif 18
Exons: 23
Coding region: 345-3899 (1184 amino acids)
Biological process (GO): proteolysis; extracellular matrix organization
Cellular component (GO): extracellular matrix
Molecular function (GO): metalloendopeptidase activity
Source: RefSeq, a predicted model, not a curated record